Messenger RNA from Colletotrichum spaethianum, 2268 nucleotides. RefSeq lists its product as uncharacterized. The transcript is spliced from 3 exons. Bases 1 to 2268 code for a protein of 755 amino acids. Gene Ontology annotation, molecular function: protein binding. NCBI's taxonomy places the organism in Eukaryota, Fungi, Ascomycota, Sordariomycetes, Glomerellales, Glomerellaceae. The record is from RefSeq and is a predicted model, not a curated record.
AUGGGGCUUGAACGUGAAGUUGUCGCAGACCUUGACUCUGAUGCGCCUGUUGCCACGCACCCGACGCUCAACACUGUCGACUUUGGCCUACAGAUCGGUGUCGAGGAGAUACUCACUGAUGUUGACCCGGACAUUUCGCUCGAGUUCUUGAAAAAGGCUGAGGCUCAUGCGGGCAAGCCGCCGCCUACGCGCGUGCCACGGAAGACGCUUGUGAGCACACACAACAGCUAUGUAGAGCAGCAACAAAACGCUGGACAGCAGAACGCCCCGCGAAUGGUGAAGAAGGUUGUCUUGGCACUCUCUUAUCCGCCGUCAGUAAAGUCAGUCUCGGAUCUAUCGCCUGUAAGCCUUACUUCCAUACUCAUAGCACCUUCGAACCAUGCUGAUGCGCUUCAGAUGCGACUGGACGAGCUUCUAGUUGAAAACCACCAUGAGGACAAGUGCGUUAUCCUCAGAACAAUUACACCACCGUACAAAGGGGCCGGCACCAUUACGAUUGUUGAAGAUGAGUUCGGCAACACCGACAAGUUGGCACUGUACAAUCAGGGGAACUCGACCAUCUUACAGGCUGUUCCGGAAGGCUCUGUAAUUCUUCUCAAAGAGCCGUAUUACCGAUUCAGCGGAGAUGACGACUUCAUGCUUUGCGUCGAUCACCCCUCAGAUGCAGUGCUGCUGCGACACGGUCCUGAUGAUUCGCUUAUCCCAGAUAGCUUCAAGCAAGCCCCUAGAUCUCACGCCGCCUCAGAAUGGAGAGAUGCGGGAGACCAGGCGUUCAUAUCAAAGGAUUUGCCACUAGCAGCAGCCAACAGGGCCUUGGAGUUUACACCGGAAGGUAACAAGGCCUUCCAAGCCGACUUACUAUUGAAGCUUGCCGGCAUUGAACUCGCCCUCAAUUGUUUUGACAGCGCACUCUCGGAUGCUCUCGCAUCAAGGGGCGGACCUAGCGACUGGAAAGCUUACUUCAUUGCCGCCAAAGCCUCGUAUGAGCUUACAGAGUUCCAGGUCAGCAAGGAAUACUUCGAGUCAGCACUAAAGAUGAAACCUGAAGCGACCAACAUUCUAAAGGAAUACGAGCGCUGCUUGGCUAGACUCAGAGAAGAAAAAGGCAAUUACGAUUUCGCUGCUAUGACGCUCGACGUGACCCCCAAGAACAUACACAUUGACAAAGCAAGCUUCCUCUCGAGAACCGAAGUCAGAGACUCGCCUCACCACGGCCGUGGUAUUUUUGCAACGGAGGACAUCAAGGCUGGCGAGAUGAUCUUCGCCGAAAAGGCAACCAGCGUGCCCAACGAGUUCAACCCGGAACACAACUCCGCUGCCGCCUACGCUCAACUUGUCGAGCUAUGUAAAGACAACCCGACGAUCCAUAGAAAGGUCCUUGACCUCUACGGAGGGACGUAUAAGCGAUCUGGCCAAGAGGGAACCAUUGUCGAUGGCAAACCUGUUGUCGACGUCUUUCUGCUCGAGUCCAUCCGCCGCAAGAACUGCUUCAGUGGCGCCCAUGUCUCAGCACAAGCCGCCAACCCGGAUUGGGACAUGUGGAAACAGGGUAUGUCGCGCGGGCUAUGGGUGUACUCUGCCUACGCCAACCACGCGUGUCUGCCCAACGCAAACAGAUCCUUCAUCGGAGACAUGCUCAUCGUCACGGCCACCGUGGACAUUCCCGCCGGCACGGAGAUUACGCACAUUUACCUUCCGCCCAAGGCUGCAUAUCUCCUCCGCAUGCCGCAGUUCCGACACAGCUGGGGAUUCAUGUGGCGAGGGGAAGUCUCCCCCGAGCAGCACAAGAAGCGUAAUGAGGCACUGGCUGAUAUCGAGGCCAUCAUCCGGAAGAAGCGGCCGACGCGCUUCUAUCCCGACGCGGCAAUCCGACAGAUCGAGAAGCUAACGAACAGGUUAUCGGCGCUGCACGAACCCGAGGUCUAUGAGGAUCUCAAGUUGCCGCGGCUGAUGCUUAUAUGGCCGACCAUGUGGCUCGUUGAAGCCUGGCACACGCGGAAGCAGUGGAACAAAGUCGUCAAGUGGGGAAACGAGGUCUUCCGCAACUUUGGCUUCGUUGAGCCCUUCAGGAAUGGGAGGCUGUGGAUGUACAAGGAUACGCAGGCGGUCACGACUUUCGAGGUCAUCAAGGCGCUGAAGCUCUCUGCCGAGGCGUACACCGCGCUCGGGAGCAAGGUGUUGGCUCGGGACUGUCUGGAUGCCGCUAGGAUUGGGCUAACGACCAUGGUUGGGUUUGUUACUGACGAGACAUUUGAGGCUUUCCGAUGA